AUGGUUAAGGCUGUGAUAUUUACUGAUUUUGACGGGACUGUCACCUGGCAGGAUUCCAACGAUUACCUUACUGACACCUACGGCUUCGGUAAGGAGACUAGAGGCAAGAUCUUCGAAGGUGUCUUGGACGGGAGCAAGUCUUUCAGAGAUGGGUUCACUGCCAUGAUCGAUUCCAUUAACAAGCCCUUACCCGAAUGUAUGAAGGCAUUAGAGGAAAAGAUCCAGUUGGAUCCUGGCUUCAAAGACACUUUUGAAUGGGCUCAAGCUAAUGAUGUCCCAAUCAUCGUUGUUUCCAGUGGUAUGAAAACGAUUAUUAAGGAUUUGUUGACCAGACUACUAGGUGCUGAAUCUGUGACUAAGUUGACUAUCGAAGCCAAUGAAGUUGAAGUUGGUUCUGAUGAUCAAUGGAAGGUUAUCUUCAAAGAUGAAACUCCAUUUGGUCACGAUAAAUCUAGAACUAUUGCUGCCUACAGAGAAAAGUAUGAAGCUCAUUUGAAAGAAGGUGAACAAAGACCAACCUACUUUUACUGUGGUGACGGGAUCUCUGAUUUGAGUGCUGCUAAGGAAUGUGAUUUGUUAUUCGCCAAGAGAGGUAAGGAUCUCGUCACUUUCUGUAAGAGACAAGACGUUCCCUUCCAUGAAUUCGACACUUUCGCCGAUAUCUUGAACAAUAUGAAGGCUGUAUUGGACGGUAAGAAGACUGUUAAGGAGUUAAUGGAAAAUUGA
This is a messenger RNA of Naumovozyma castellii, 726 nucleotides long. RefSeq names its product putative phosphoric monoester hydrolase (gene PYP1). The coding region runs from base 1 to 726 and encodes 241 amino acids. The transcript has a single exon. The record is from RefSeq and is a predicted model, not a curated record. NCBI's taxonomy places the organism in Eukaryota, Fungi, Ascomycota, Saccharomycetes, Saccharomycetales, Saccharomycetaceae.